CUCAUAGUGUUCCGUGUCUCCCAUUGGUUGGUCCACUUCCUCCUCACCCGAUUCCGGAUUGCGUUCCGUGUCUCCCAUUGGCUCUCGACUAUCGCCUUCCUGCUUCCAACAUGGCCAAGUGGCGAGGAGAGGGGCGCUGAAGGCGAAUGGCAAUGGAUCUCCGAGUCCUCCCCCACAACGGCCAUCCUUCUUUCCUCUUCACCUCCUCCCCCAAUCGAAAUCGCCUCCUCCCGAUACCAAAACAUGGCGGUCAGCGCUCCCGCCCCAACAAGAUCACUGCAGAGCUCCAGCAGCAGCAGCAGCAGGUCGUCUCAAAUCCGACCACCACAUCAUCCCCCUCCUCGUCGGUGCCGGUGCCGGUGCCCACUCACCGUGUCACCGUCCACGAUCGCCUGCGGGGAGUCGUCCACCAGUUCCUGGUCCCCGAGGACCAGUACAUCCUCCACACCGCCGAAUCCCAGAACAUCUCCCUCCCGUUUGCUUGCCGCCACGGUUGCUGUACGAGCUGCGCGGUUCGAAUAAAAUCUGGUCAAAUCAAACAACCUGAGGCUCUUGGAAUAUCUGCAGAGCUGAAAUCUAAGGGUUAUGCAUUACUUUGUGUAGGCUUCCCAUCAUCAGAUAUUGAAGUUGAAACUCAGGAUGAGGAUGAGGUUUACUGGCUCCAGUUUGGACGAUAUUUUGCACGAGGACCUAUUGAACGGGAUAACUAUGCACUGGAGCUGGCCAUGGGUGAUGAAUGAUUCAUGCCUAAUGGAUUAAAACCAGAGUCUAUCCUUUAUACAGAGGCAAGCAGUUUUUCUUACUCUCUCCAAGCUAUUUCAGUCCUCAACGUACAUUGCUUGUGAACAGCUGUAUUUAGUUUCUGUAAUCUUGGGACUUUUCUCAUCUUUGUGACUUGUUAGUAAAAAGGCUCUGUUCUGUAGGUCCCAUCAUUCGAUAGGAAAGUGAAAUCAAAACAAAAUGUUCAAAUAUUGCAUUUUCCAGACAUCAAAUUUCACA
Molecule: messenger RNA, 999 nt
Organism: Elaeis guineensis (African oil palm)
Lineage: Eukaryota; Viridiplantae; Streptophyta; Magnoliopsida; Arecales; Arecaceae
Product: ferredoxin C 2, chloroplastic
Cellular component (GO): chloroplast
Molecular function (GO): iron-sulfur cluster binding
Source: RefSeq, a predicted model, not a curated record